AUGCAUUCAAUAACAUUAGAUCCGCACAAUAAGUAUCACCUCAAGUGGUACUUCGAUGACCACAAACAACGGAUCACUUUCAAUGUGGUGGUCGAGACGACGGGUUGGGUGGGCUUUGGUAUCUCACCAAAUGGUGGAAUGGCUGGCAGUGAUCUGGUUAUCGGUUGGGUCGAUGACAACGGUGUCACACACUUCCACGAUCGUUACGCCGAAGAGGAAGAGUUGCCGACAAUAGACGACUCCCAAGACUGGCAUUUACUGGAGUCGGGACACAACGGCUCUCAUAUAUGGCUCACAUUCACUCGAGUCUUCAUCACCUGUGACACGGAAACAGAUCUCUCUAUCACUUCAGACAUAACUAAACUGAUUUGGGCGUACAGUCACCACAAACCCUCCUCACCAGUGGCUAUGCCUCAACACAAGGCCCUCAACAGAGGCCACAGAAACGUUCAUUUGCUGAGUAUUCCCGGACAUGACUUCGACAAUAAAAAUAAUGAGACAAUCGAGAAGUGGGACAUCACCUCAAGUAAUCUGUUGAUACCUAACAACACCGACACGACCUACUGGUGCAAAAUUGUGAUCGCACCGUUCACUUCGAAAAUACAUGUGAUCAGGAUCGAGCCCAUCAUAUCUCCGGCAACUAACGCACCAUUUGUUCACCACAUGGUUCUCUACCGGUGUCUUCACCCCAACUCGUCAUACAUGGAUCAGUACGCCUCACACAACGGCGCCAAUUGUGUGGACUUCGCUAACAUGCCCUACGAUUUCAUACAUUGCCAAUCAGUUUAUAUGGUCUGA
Molecule: messenger RNA, 798 nt
Organism: Oppiella nova
Lineage: Eukaryota; Metazoa; Arthropoda; Arachnida; Sarcoptiformes; Oppiidae
Source: the annotation of a GenBank genome assembly